Molecule: messenger RNA, 1942 nt
Organism: Megalops cyprinoides (Indo-Pacific tarpon)
Lineage: Eukaryota; Metazoa; Chordata; Actinopteri; Elopiformes; Megalopidae
Product: ETS translocation variant 4-like
Exons: 13
Coding region: 246-1745 (499 amino acids)
Biological process (GO): cell differentiation; regulation of transcription by RNA polymerase II
Cellular component (GO): nucleus
Molecular function (GO): DNA-binding transcription factor activity, RNA polymerase II-specific; sequence-specific DNA binding
Source: RefSeq, a predicted model, not a curated record
AUUUUAAGUAAGAUUUAUUUCACUUUGGACUUUGAAAGUAAUUGUUGCGGUGCGCGCAGUUUUAAAACACACGCGUGCGUUCAGGCAGGAAAACAAUUAUUAUUCGCAUUUGUUUCUGUUCGCUGUCUACCUGAACACACAAAACACGGUCUAGCAGCAAACGGGAACAGACGCCCGCUGGGCUGCCCGGAUUUCAUGCAACGCAGCCUAAAUGACCACAAACGGUUAACGUCCGGAAUUACAAAAUGGAUGGGUAUUUGGACCAGCAAGUGCCUUAUACUUUAGCAAACAAAUCGCACGGAAAUGGGCCCUUAAAUAGACUAUUGAUGGCGACAAAAAGGAAAUAUAUGGACACGGAAUUACCCCCUCAGGAAUCUGAAGAUCUCUUUCAGGAUUUAAGCCAACUUCAGGAGACGUGGCUUACAGAAGCUCAGGUUCCCGACAGCGACGAGCAGUUUGUCCCCGACUUCCAUUCAGAAAACUCAGUAGCGUUCCACAGCCCCCCAGUGAAGAUCAAGAAGGAGCCCCAGAGUCCCGGCUCCGAUCCCAGCCAGUCUUGCAGCCACAAGCAGACCUUCACCUACCCACAUGGGGAGCAGUGCCUUUACGCCAGUGCCUAUGAGCAGAAGAGAGCAGUGGGACCCAAGACCUCGAACCCAGGGACCCCCAUGUCUCCCAUGCAGCAUUACCCCGCCAAACCCCCCCUGAUCUCCCAGCCAGAAUCGGGGUACAUGAACCCCCCUGCUGCGUCCCAGCCGUUAUCCAGCCACGGCUACCCCAUGGACCACAGUUCCAGGUACCCCCAGCCCUCUACGGAGAUGUGCCACUCGUACCCGCCUCAGGGCCAGGCCGUGCAGCACCCCCACCCCACCCCGGGCGGAGGAGGUGGCGGAGGCGGGAGGGGACGAGCAGGUGGAGGAGGAGGAGGAGGAGGAGGAGGAGGAGGGGGCUACCAGCGGCAGCAUUCCGACCCCUGCAUGCCCUACCUGCAGCAGAGCUUUAAGCAGGAGUAUGUGGACCCCCACUACAGCCGGGCCAGCCACAUGUCAGGGGUGCACCCCCAGAGGUACCCCCCGGCCCACAUGAUGGUCAAGCAGGAACCCACCGACUACUCCUAUGAGCCAGAUGUGCCUGGCUGCCCUUCGAUGUACCUCCACAAUGAGGGCUACCCCAACCCCCUGCACAGCAGCGAGGGCUUUCCCUUUGAGAAUGACUCCCGGGUUGUUCCAGAGAAGUUUGAAGGUGAGGUGAAGCAGGAAGCAGGCACCGCGUUCCGCGAGGGUGCCCCCUACCAGCGCCGUGGCUCCCUGCAGCUGUGGCAGUUCCUGGUGGCCCUGCUGGAUGACCCUGCAAAUGCCCACUUCAUCGCCUGGACUGGCCGUGGCAUGGAGUUCAAACUCAUCGAGCCCGAGGAGGUGGCCAGGCUGUGGGGGAUGCAGAAGAACCGGCCGGCCAUGAACUACGACAAGCUGAGCCGCUCCCUGCGUUACUACUAUGAGAAGGGCAUCAUGCAGAAGGUGGCGGGCGAGCGAUACGUGUACAAGUUCGUGUGCGAGCCGGAGGCGCUCAUCUCCCUGGCCUUCCCCGACAAUCAGCGGCCCAGCCUCAAGGCCGAGUUCGAGCGCUACGUCAACGAGGAGGACACCGUGCCCCUGUCCCACCUGGACGAGGGCACGCCCUACCUCCCUGAGCAGUCCGCCCCCAACAUGGGCCCCCAGUCCUACUCCAAAGGCUACAUGUACUAACACUCCUGGCCCCCCCAACCCCCCCCCCGUUCCCCUCUCUUGCACACGCUCGCCCUACCCCUUGUAUAUAUAUGGCUAUGGUGUUUUGUUUAAAUGAAUCCUGUUAGGGACUCGGUUUUAAAAGCUGUAUUCUUCUCACUUCGGAGGCCUAUUCUAUCAAAAACACAUGACAGUGGUUAAACUGAUCACUUAAUAAA